This is a messenger RNA of Nematostella vectensis (starlet sea anemone), 1185 nucleotides long. RefSeq lists its product as uncharacterized. Gene Ontology annotation, cellular component: kinetochore; Mis6-Sim4 complex. Bases 49 to 534 code for a protein of 161 amino acids. Lineage: Eukaryota; Metazoa; Cnidaria; Anthozoa; Actiniaria; Edwardsiidae. Gene Ontology annotation, biological process: chromosome segregation. The transcript is spliced from 6 exons. The record is from RefSeq and is a predicted model, not a curated record.
GCGGGAAACCUGUGGUAUUGUUUGCGUCCUGGGGUCUAGCUUUCUAAAAUGGCGGACUGUGAAAACAAAAUCGACUUGAGCAAAACUCUAAAUGAUUUUCUUCUCUGCCCCGAGGUUUGCAACACGUAUACUCUAAACGAAUUCAGAGAGCAUUUUCCAAAGCAAUUCAGGGAUCAUGAAGAUGUGAAAAUCCUGUACCGGUCAUUCCAAUUAAAGCGAAAGAAAAUCAAGGCCCUUGUUAGACGGAACAUAAAACAACACUGUGCAUCAAAAAGACGCGAGAUGGAGAAUAGUAGGAGACUGGACAUAACAACGCAAUCAAACCAGAACGAAAAAAAAGUAUUGGAAAAGAGUCUAGAAUCAAUCAAUAAAGAAAUAACAGAUGUAGAAUUGGAUUUUCAACGAUGUGCUAGAAUUAUUGACAAAACAAAGCUCUUUAAAGGAGUAAAUAAGAACUCCUUUCAGCUAAGUAUGUUACAGGAGCUCUGUGACCAUCUUGGUAUAACACUUUCUUCAUUAAGUGAUGCACAGUAAAAAGUAAAAUGUUUCUAGUCAAGAAUAGAUUAAUCACUAAACCUGCACAAUCAUUUGCAAAAUGUACAGUUAUUAAAAUUAUUGCAAAAUUUGCAGAUAUAAUGGUGUUUUACCGGCAGUACAAUGCAAAUGCAGAAUUUCCGUUGUAUGAUCUACAAAUAUUGAUUUUCAUUUAUAGCGCGACCAAAAAACCAGUGAACACCAGAGAUAUGUAUGGAAUGUUUGUUCUGACCAAUCACUCUAGAGAUAUUCAAACAGUCAACUAGAAACAUGUCUCAAGUCUGGAAGUCUCGUCAGAAGACAAUAAACAUUCCACACAUAUUUUAGGUUUUCACGGUUUUACUGGUUGCACUGUAAGUAGUACAGUAUUGAACUUAUUUCUCUUUUUGAUGCCUUGUAUGAUAUACAAUACAUUAUGUGGCGCUAUUUAUUGAUGCCUUUUUAUAUACACUUUGAGCUCAAGUAAGGCAAGCAUGAACAAAAUACCUACACAUCUCUUUGCAUUGCACUUGAAAGAUGCUGUUUUUCAAAUGCAAGGGCUGUUAGUUAGAAAACUCUCACUCUCCCGCUAUAAAUAAAGAUUAUUGUAUUCUAUUGUAAAUAAGCACAAUCUGUAAUAUUAAAGAUUAAAAAUCAUUUAUUUGCUCUGCA